Trichogramma pretiosum is the source of this 2766-nucleotide messenger RNA. RefSeq names its product 26S proteasome non-ATPase regulatory subunit 2-like. The record is from RefSeq and is a predicted model, not a curated record. Gene Ontology annotation, biological process: regulation of protein catabolic process; proteasome-mediated ubiquitin-dependent protein catabolic process. The coding region runs from base 1 to 2727 and encodes 908 amino acids. The transcript has 13 exons. Gene Ontology annotation, cellular component: proteasome regulatory particle, base subcomplex; proteasome storage granule; nucleus. Gene Ontology annotation, molecular function: enzyme regulator activity. NCBI's taxonomy places the organism in Eukaryota, Metazoa, Arthropoda, Insecta, Hymenoptera, Trichogrammatidae.
AUGGCUGCGAAGGUGGAGAAGCGCAGAGCUUACACGGACAAAGAGUCGGAAAUAAGCGACGAGGACAAAAAACUGCAGGAGACACUGAUGCAGCUCGUCGACGACCUGGUGUCGGGCACGUCGGUGAACGCGGCGCUGCGGGGUCUGCGCAAGCUCAUGCGCACGUCGACGACCUCGAUGACGGCCGUGCCCAAGCCCCUCAAGUACCUCAAGGACUCGUACGGGCGGCUGAAGCACUGCCACGGCGCCAUGGCCGACGACUCGACCGAGGCCGGACUGGCGCGAGCCCGACUGGCCGACAUAAUCAGCGUGCUGGCGCUCGCCGCCGCGGAGCCCGGGCAGCGCGAGUGCCUCGACUACUGUCUCAGGGGCAGCCUGAGCAAUCCCGGCGCCUGGGGCCACGAGUACGUCCAGAGGCUCGCCAUGGAGCUCGUCGACGAGUGGUCGACCAUGCCGCUCGAUCGGGAGCGCGAGAUCACGGAAAGGCUGUUGCCGCUCGCGAGGAAGCUCGUGAGAUUCGACGCGCAGCACAACGCCGAGAUACAGGCCUGCGAUUUGGCCCUGGAGAUCGAUCGCUUGGAUCUGCUCGUCGACAGCCUCGACAAGAACAAUUACUCGAGGGUCUGCCUCUAUCUGGCCAGCACCGCUGACUACACGGAGGACUUGGAACGACGCGAAAUACUGAGGACGGUCGUGGAUCAGUACAUGAGAUUCAACGAGCCGACCAAGGCCAUCCUCACGGCUAUGCAGCUGCCCGACCACGAGCUCGUCAACGGCUGCUUCGACGCCUGCCAGGAGCCUCUGCUGCGCAAACAGCUGGCCUACGCCUUGGCCAGGCUCAAAGACCACGCGCUGAUAAAACCGUACAAAGGCCCGGACGCCGACGAGCUCGAGCGGAUCCUCGGCAACGGCCACGUGAACGCGUACUUUCAGCAGCUGAUUAGGGAGCUCGACAUACUCGAGCCCAAGAGCCCGGACGAGAUCUACGGCAGCCUGUACGAGCCGAGCUACGGCCGAGUGCUCAUCUACGACUCGGCCAGGGCGAAUCUGGCGGCGAGCUUCGCCUCGGCCUUCGUGCACGCGGGCUUCGGUCGGGACAAGCUCAUGACGACCAGCAGCAGCAGCAGCAGCAGCAGCGACGGCGAGUCGGCUGCGGAGCUUAACUGGGUCUACAAGAACAAGGAGCACGCCAUGAUGUCGGCCACGGCCUCGCUCGGUUUGCUCUACAUGUGGGACUGCGACGGCGGCCUCGUGCCCAUCGACAAAUUUCUCUACGCCAGCGACGACCUGGUCAAGUCGGGCGCUCUGCUGGCCAUCGGCCUGGUCAAUUGCGGCGUGCGAAGCGAGUACGACCCGGCGAUGGCCCUUCUCGGCGACCACGUCAUGUCGACCAAUCAGAAUCUGCGCGUCGGCUCGAUCCUCGGCCUUGGCCUGGCUUACGCCGCUACCAAGAGGCCCGAUCUCAACGCUCUGCUCUACGGACCGCUCAACGAUCGACAAAGCACGAUGGAGGUGAUUGCCCUGUCGGCCGUAUCGCUAGGCCUAAUUAACGUCGGAUCCGCCGACUCGGAAGUUUCCUCGGCCGUCUUACAAAGGCUCUUGGAACUUGAUUCUCAGCAGCUCGCCUCGACCUAUUCACGAUUUCUGCCUCUGGCUCUGGGCAUGCUGUACAUGGGUCGACGGGACGGCAUCGAGGCCGUGUCGGCGGCCCUCGAGGUGCUCGCCGAGCCCUACAGAUUGCCGGCCCAGACGAUGCUCCAGGUUUGCUCGUACGCCAACACCGGCGACGUGCUCGUCGUCCAGGAGCUGCUGCGCAUCUGCUCGGAGCCGGUGGAGGUCGACAAGGCCGACGCCAAAACGCCCGCGAGCUCGCACAUGUUUUUCGGCGAUCCCAAGCCCAAGAGCUCCACUGGCAGGAGACACGGCAAGAAAAAAGAAGCCGUCGUGGAGAUGGUUUUGACGCAGCCGAUAGCGGCGUUGGGUGUCGCGGUCGUCGACCUAAGCGAGGGUAAAGAAAAUUCAAGGAUACUCGGCCAAAUCGGACGCUACGGCUCGGGACCGGCUCGCACGGCGGUGCCGCUGUCCUUCGGCCUGACCUACCUGUCGAAUCCCGACCCGGGCAUCCUCGACGUGCUCAACAAGUACAGCCACGACGCCGAUCCGAGCGUAUCGCUCAACGCCAUCUUCGCCAUCGGCCUCGUCGGGGCCGGGACGAACAACGCCCGCUUCGCCGUGACUCUGCGCCAGCUCGCGGCCUACUACGCCAAUCAGCCGUCCCAUCUGUUCGUCGUGCGCAUAGCCCAGGGCCUCAUACACAUGGGAAAAGGAACCAUUACGCUGCAACCUCUGAAGUAUUCCUACAAGAUACUGGACCAGGCGUCCUUGGCUGGACUGCUCGUCGUGCUCGUAUCGUUUUUGGAUUGUAACAAUUUGAUAUUGGGAAAGAAUCAUUACUUGAUGUACUGCUUGGCACUCGCUAUGGAACCCAGAUGGCUCGUGACUCUGAACGAGGAUUUAAAGUUGCUGCCUGUAUCCGCCCGAGUUGGCCAAGCCGUCGACGUUUUAGGAAAAGCUGGAGAUCCAAAGUCCAUCACGGGAGGUCACGUCCACACGACUCCGUUGUUAAUGUCUUACGGUGAAAAAGCGGAACUGGUGACGAACGACGAGUACGAGCCUCUGCUCAGCCCAAUGGAGGGUUUCGUUAUAUUAAAAUCAAAGGCAGAUUAAAUCGAGUAUAAUUUUCAAGUUGUUUUGUACAAGUUGUUU